Aspergillus tubingensis is the source of this 549-nucleotide messenger RNA. RefSeq lists its product as uncharacterized. Lineage: Eukaryota; Fungi; Ascomycota; Eurotiomycetes; Eurotiales; Aspergillaceae. Gene Ontology annotation, molecular function: carbon-nitrogen ligase activity, with glutamine as amido-N-donor. The coding region runs from base 1 to 549 and encodes 182 amino acids. The record is from RefSeq and is a predicted model, not a curated record. The transcript is spliced from 2 exons. Gene Ontology annotation, cellular component: mitochondrion.
AUGCUUCCCUCAAUGCGUCUCACAUCCCGUCUGGGUCUGCGCCUGGUGCGCUGGAACUCUACUGCUGGUCCGACUCUGCCGCCUUUGAUGACCGCAUUGAGAACGGAUCUCAAGACUGCCAUGCGAGCUAAGGAUACGCCCAGGCUGAAUGUCCUUCGCGCUCUCAUCUCCGAAACCAACAACGCCGCUAAAACCAACUCGCCCAUCCAGACUGACCUCCAACUCUUGUCUCUGAUCCGCAAGCGCAUUUCUGCUUCGAAGGAUGCUGCUAAGGAAUUCGAGUCUGAGAAUCGCCCCGACUUGAAGGAAACUGAGGAUCGUCACAUUGCGAUAUUGGAAGAAUAUGGCGCUCAGGUGAAGACCAUGAGCGUGGACGAUAUCAAGACGAUCGUUGCUGAGGAACUUGCCAAGUUGAAGGAGACGGGCAAGAAGAUCGAGGUUGGAUUCCUACUCAAGUCUCUCUUUUCCCCUGGAGGAGCCCUGGAUGGCAAGCCCGCCGAGAGAUCCGAAGUUGCAAGAAUUGCCAAAGAAGCGGUUUCUUCCGCGUAA